AUGCGUAUCACAAAAUCUAUAUUCCUCGCAGCAUUCUUCCUUGCAGUCGUGCAAUCCCAACAGGCCGAACAACAUGCUAACCAAGCUGCCUUUGAAGCACACCAACAACCCACCACCACUCAUCAGGAUCAACGAUCUAAAUCCAAUGCGGAACCCAAGCAACAGCAGCAACAACAGGACCAGCGACAGCCGCUGGGAGCGCCACCACAGGAACUGACACCCGAAGAGUUCGAGAUGGCCAAGGAUGGGAUCCGUCAGAUCCUAGGUCAACUCCCCAUCCAACAUGUCGAGCCUUUGGUCAAUACCAUGGAAGGGUACUGCUCGACCUUUGGCGCACUUUGUACUGCUGCUUGUAAGGAACGGAUGACUGAUGAUGAUGAUGAGGAGGAGGUUCAGGGCUCGACAAGGAUGAAGGGGUUGAGUCUGGGGUGUGCUGAUCACCAGGCCCUGACGAUCGGUACUGCGGGCGCUUCAUGUCAGUGUGCGUCCUAUGACAUGACGGACCGUAUCAACUUUGCCAUUGUGGGAGGAAUCGUUACAUCUCACCGCAAGGAAUCGGGCGGCUUUGGAGCAGAAGGAAUCCUGGACGCCAUCCAAUUCCUCCCAGCAGUGCCCACGUUCCUGAGCAUUAUCCACGUCCUCCAAUCCAUCUGCUACUACGUCUCCUUCCUUGACGUCCUCGCCACCAAUGCUAACCCAUCUUCUUGUCCUGCGAAUGGGAAAGCGGGUGGUAUCCUGGGCACGAUUACGAAUUUGGUUCCGGGGCUAGGUGGCAUUCUUUCGAAUGUCCCUGCGCUUGGUGGGUUGUUGGGUGGGCUGUUGGGGACUGGUGGUGGGAGUGGGCCGGCGCCGACUCCGACGCCCACGCCCACACCGUCACCAACAUCUGGAGGUGGGUUUGGUGAUUUCUUUAGAGGGAUCUUUGGAGGUGGUGGAUCCACAUCGUCGACAACAACUCCAGCACCAACAACCACUACACCCAUAUCAACAACAACAACAACCACAACCAUAACCACAACCACAACUGCAGCCGGUGGCAUUUGGGGCUUCUUUGGCAAUAUUUUCGGUGGCGGGGCCACGACCGCAACAACCACUGCAACCAAAACAACAAUCGCACCAACCACAACAGCCACGGCUCAAGUAAAAGCACCACCCGGUGCUACCACAACACCCCCAGUGGCAGCCAUGGACACUGGAGGAGGCGCAAAAGGACAAACUGGACUACCAUUCGCCACCGCUACCGCUACAACCAUAAUAUCAACCACUGCGUCGUCGUCGUCCCCAUCACCAGCACCAACACCUAAGAAGGACGGCACGUUGUUUGGAUGGUUCCCCACGUUUGGACUGCUCUCCGAGGUGAACGAGAAUGAUAGCCUGAUCGAUACCGAUGACAAUGUCGAUGCUUUGGGAGGAAAUGAUCGUGUAAGCAUGGAUGUGGAUGACGAUGCACAGAAUGAGAGGCAAUUGAUUAGUAACGAUGGUCGUUUAGCAAGGAUUGUCCGGGUUCAGAGGCGGUAUGCUGAGAAGAAGAGUCGUGAGCAACAGCAACAGCAGCAGGAGCAACAAGGUCGCCGUGAUGAUCUAUGA
This is a messenger RNA of Linnemannia hyalina, 1587 nucleotides long. The record is from the annotation of a GenBank genome assembly. Lineage: Eukaryota; Fungi; Mortierellomycota; Mortierellomycetes; Mortierellales; Mortierellaceae.